GAGCUAAAGGCCUCAAUCAAGACAAGAAGGCUUUUAAGAGAGGUUCAAAAAUCACUUUUAGUCAAGACAACCCAUAUAUCAAUCAAGAAACUUCAGAUAACAACCAAACUACAGAACAUCUGCAACACCUUCAAAAGAUU
Messenger RNA from Racocetra persica, 140 nucleotides. Lineage: Eukaryota; Fungi; Glomeromycota; Glomeromycetes; Diversisporales; Gigasporaceae. The record is from the annotation of a GenBank genome assembly.